Messenger RNA from Fopius arisanus, 1479 nucleotides. RefSeq lists its product as uncharacterized. Bases 1 to 1479 code for a protein of 492 amino acids. The record is from RefSeq and is a predicted model, not a curated record. Lineage: Eukaryota; Metazoa; Arthropoda; Insecta; Hymenoptera; Braconidae. The transcript has a single exon.
AUGGUCACUGCCAAGAUAAAGGUAAUGAAGAAUGAUAAUGAAUUCAUAAAUUGUCGCACACUACUCGACAGCUGCUCCACUACAAAUCUGAUCACAGAAAGGCUAGCCACAGUACUAGGUCUCCAUCGGAAAAAAUUUUUGGCAUCCAUUGGAGGAUUGCAUAAUCUCCUAACAAAAACUCAGCAAAUAGUAACUACCACUAUAAAAUCGCGAAUCAAUGAUGAGAAAAGAAAAUUGACAUUUUUGAUCAUUCCCAGCAUCUCAGAGACUGUACCUGGUCAACCACUCGACAGAGAUAAAAUAAGAAAACCAAAUCAUCUGAAACUUGCUGAUCCAGAUUUCUUCUGUCCAGCACCUAUUGACAUGUUAAUCGGAACAGGGACCACUAUUGGACUUUUAGGAACUGAUAAGAUGCGAUUAUCUCCCAAAGAUCAACCAGAGCUCUAUUUAUUAAGAACUUCUCUGGGAUGGGUGAUCGGAGGGGGAGCACCCACUUCUAAUCCCAAACAAAACCAUUCAUGCCAUGUCACGACCACCAAGGCUUCAGAGUUCGAAUUGGCUAGAUUCUGGGAGAUUGAAGAACCAGUAUCCACUACUGUGCCCACAGAUACAGAAACUAUUGCCGAACAACAUUACAAAAAUCACGUCACUCGCAAUUCCACAGGAAGAUACAUUGUCACGCUACCAUUCAACAAUAACAUUGGUAGACUCGGAGAAUCGCGAUCACGCGCAUACAAUCGCUGGAAAUCAUGUGAAAGAAACUUGAAAUUAAAUCCAGAACUUGCUCAGCAGUACAAUGGAGUUCUCCAGGAAUACAUUGACCUAGGACACAUGGAGGAAGUAAGUCCCUCUUCACUAGUCGAUUACGGAUAUUACUUGCCACAUCAUGCAGUGUUCAAAGAAGGCAGCCUCACGACAAAAGUUAGAGUAGUCUUUGAUGGGUCAGCCAAAACACAUACUGGAAUCUCGUUGAAUGAGACGCUGUAUGUUGGACCAACUAUUCAGGAUGACAUUUUUGCAUUACUCAUACGAUUCCGCAUCCAUUAUUUUGUCGUGACCGCUGACAUUGAAAAAAUGUACAGGCAAGUUCUCGUGAGGCCAGAAGAUCGGAAGUAUCAACGGAUUUUGUGGCGUAAUGAUGACGGACCUGUACGAACCUUUCGACUCAAUACUGUGACUUUCGGCCUCUCAGCAGCACCAUAUCUAGCAAUUAGGUCAAUUCACCAGCUGGUUGAAGAUGACGGCCAUUUAUACCCGAUUGGCGUUCAAGCCUUGAAGAACGAUUGUUAUGUAGACGAUUUGAUAUCAGGAGCAGACACGAGGCAAGGAGCCAUCGCUAUCCAGCAAGAGGCUGAGCGUCUUGUCCAAGGGGAGGCUUCAAGUUUCGUCAAUGGGCCUCCAAUGAUCCUUUACUGCUUCAAGAAGUUACACCCGAUGAUAUCAAUCGCCAUUUACUACUGGGAGACUCCAAGACAUUGA